CAGCACUCUCGUUUGAAGUCACGCUAACUGCGAAUGUGAAGAGAGAGAGACGCGAUAUGGGCAUAGAAAUGACCGACAUUGAGGCCUUUAUUUUGAAUGAAUUUAUCCCCGCUAAGCCGCUAGACAGCAACCUAGAGGUGGACUUUACCCUCAGGAAACAGCCAAAGUCGAAGAAAUGCGGACAGCGAAGAUGCGGAGUUAUUCUAAAAUUCCCAUUUGCCCAGGCGAGCAGCUCACUAACAGCGGCCAGCAUAAAACACAGCCAGGUUCUUGUGGAAGCUGAUAAGGCAACAGAAACUAAGCGUGUGGUGGAACUCACGUUGGAGUCGGACGACUUUGACUAUGAGCCAGGGGACACAAUCGGCGUACUGCCCAGCAAUGCACCGGCAGUGGUGGAGCAAUUGUUGAAUCGCCUCGGAUUGAUCGAUCAGGCAGACACCAUUUGCCAAAUAAAACUUGCCUUAAAGUGUGCCAAGAAGAGCGCCAAGAUUCCCGCUCACAUACCGGACUCGACGUGCCCACGCGAGAUUUUCACCCACUGCCUGGCUCUCAAUGGUGUUCUCCAGAAGCAGUUCCUUAGCGCCCUGGCGGGCUACACCAGCGACGCCAAGGAGCGCGGUUUCUUGGCCUGCCUCUCCUCCAAACAGGCGACCGCACACUACAAUUCGUUGAUCCUAGAGCAAGGUCUACGCUUUCCGGACAUUCUCGAACUGUGUGCCUGUUGUCAGCCUCCAUUGGCGUUUCUGGUGGAGCACCUGCCACGCCUACUGCCGCGUCCCUACUCGAUAGCCAAUAGUCCUUUGGAGAGCGGCACACAGGAGCUGCGUAUCAUCUAUUCUGUACUGAGUCCCAAGGCUGGAGUGACGACCAGUAUGCUGGAGGCAAAAUGCCAGCGGCAGGAGCAACCAGCUAAGGUGUUCAUCUAUCCACGUCUGACCAAUACAUUCCGCUACACAGAGAAGGAUCUAUGCAGCAACCAAAUACUCAUUGCUGUGGGUACAGGACUGGCCCCCUUUCUCGGUUUUCUGGCCCACAAGGAGCAUCAUCAGAAGCAGCAACCGGCCAAGGGUCAAACCUGGCUAUAUGUGGGCGCCAAGACCCCGCAAGCUGUUCUCAAACGAAAUAAACUGCUAGCCUGGCAACAGUCGUCAGUGCUACAGCGUCUACGUAUGUGCCACUCUCGCGGGGAAUCUCCCAGCUACGUGCAACAGUUGCUGGAAGAAGACGCAGAGGAGCUGGUGAAGCUGCUACUCAAACCGGAUACAGUGCUCUACAUUUGUGCCGAUGGCGCCAAGAUAUCCACGUCCAUAGCCAGCGGACUCUGCCUCUGCCUGCAGAAGGUUCUCCAUCUGGACGAGACGGAGGCCACUCGUCAGCUGAAAGAGCUACGCGAACAGGGAAAAUACCGCGAGGAUCUAUGGUUGUAGGGGAUGGGUGGGUGGAGAACAAUAUGAGAAACACAAAAAUAAUGCUAUUGCUUUGGUCGAAUAAGUAAAUAACGAUAUAUUUAACAACACAAAAUAAAAAUUACAGUGCAGCGGACUAAACUAAAUACAUA
Messenger RNA from Drosophila miranda, 1558 nucleotides. RefSeq names its product methionine synthase reductase. Gene Ontology annotation, cellular component: cytosol. The coding region runs from base 57 to 1427 and encodes 456 amino acids. The transcript is spliced from 2 exons. Gene Ontology annotation, biological process: homocysteine metabolic process. Gene Ontology annotation, molecular function: FMN binding; [methionine synthase] reductase (NADPH) activity; flavin adenine dinucleotide binding. Lineage: Eukaryota; Metazoa; Arthropoda; Insecta; Diptera; Drosophilidae. The record is from RefSeq and is a predicted model, not a curated record.